Molecule: messenger RNA, 1433 nt
Organism: Pundamilia nyererei
Lineage: Eukaryota; Metazoa; Chordata; Actinopteri; Cichliformes; Cichlidae
Exons: 4
Coding region: 296-1141 (281 amino acids)
Molecular function (GO): serine hydrolase activity
Source: RefSeq, a predicted model, not a curated record
UAACCACACUGGGAUCAAUUCCGUCCUCACGUCAGACUCACUUGGGAGAUGUCCAUAUAGCUUAAUAUUAACUUUUUUUUUAUUCUUUUUUAUCUUUUGUUGCAAACUAGGUGUUUGGGAACAUCCUGUUCUUACCUACUACAUAUUACUACAAUAUAAUUGGAUGCACUUUUGUAACUCUGCCACAAAAAAUAGCUACUAGGUUUAACUAGCUAAAGCUUUCCAUGCUUUGACGGUAGCCUUGGGUUUUUGAAUACUCUUCUCUCUCUUAAAUGAAAGCCCUACAAUUGCUGACAUGUUUGCAAGUGUAGCUCUUAGCAGAGGCAUUACUGCCCACCGCAUAAGUAAGAAUGCCACGUUCUUCAUGAAUGAAGCAACAUUUGCAGUCCCUGGAUGCCAGAACCGGACCUCAGAACGGCACAAACCUCUAUUGCUGAUGUUACCGUGGUUGGGUUCACGUCCUCAAGCGCUGGUUAAGUACUGUGACAUCUACUUCAACACAGGAUUUGACGUGCUAGUAUUUGAGAGCGAGGUGCAAGGGUUCCUUUGGCCCCGCUGGGGUCUGGAACAUGGAAAGACAUUACUGGAGUUGUUGGAGAGCGAGCGCUUCGUGUCCCGCCCCUUGCUUGUUCAUGCAUUUUCAAUCGGUGGAUAUACCUUCUCUCAGCUCCUUGUGCAUGUGUCGAAGGAUACAAAUAAAUAUCAGGCAUUCACAAAAAGGAUCACAGGACAGAUUUAUGAUAGCAUGGUGGCAGGAUCCCUUGAGCACAUGGCUAUAGGUUUGGGAAAAACUGUAUUUCCAAAAUGUGAGUGGUUGGUAAAGCAAACAGCCAUGUUUUACUUUGACAAGUUUAAAAGCCACACCGUGGACUACUUUGACAUAGGCUUGGAUGUGUUUUGGAAUACGCCCGUCACCGCUCCUGUGCUGAUGUUCUACUGUAACAACGAUCCACUGUGUGACCCACAAAAUUUGGCGGACUUGGCCAGUUACUGGCGAAGGCGUGGAAUGGAUGUCACAGAAAAGAAGUGGGACAAUUCCAUUCACGCGGGCCACCUUAAGAAACACCCAGAAGAAUAUCUGUCCACACUUUGCAUAUUCCUCAGUUCCCUUGGUUUUACCCCGUUAAAGGCAAAGUUAUGAGGCAAAAUCCCAACAAUGUAAUGCAAGAGGAACUUCACUGUGCAUUAACCUCAAAUGGUUUAAGCUGUAAAAGUACAUCUUGAAUUUUUACACUAAUUGGCGUGUGUAAUGAAGGUACAGUAACAGUUCAGUUUUAUUCAGAAUGAAGAUCGAGUGUACUCAGGGUUUAGUUCAUACAGUUUCAUAAACACUAAAGCAAAGCAUAUAAAGAAUAAAAUGCACUUUGGAUCACAAUGUUCAUGUACGCCAAAGUAAUAAUAAUAAUGGAUUGGAUUUAUAUAGCGCUUUUCAA